AUGGGCCCUAUGAUAGAAGGGGGCGAUGACGAACCUCGAGACGACGAGCUGGACUUGCGCGAUGCUAGCUCUGAUGUCGGUGCUGACGCUGAUGUAAAUGAGCUGGAUGAGCGGGACCUUGUUGGCGCGGAUAGUGGAGACGUACUUGCUCUAGACGAGGAGGAUCCUUCUACCCUCUCGGGGAGUCAGGAUGCGUCUGCGUCGGGGGUGGAGGCGUCGGAUUCGACGUCUGAGGGGGACAGAGCACGUUCGCGUGAGCGGGUGCAUGAUAGCGUUGAUGAUUUAGGCUCUAUACCGGACGAUACGCCUUCUGUCCAGGGUUCUCUCGUCUCGUCACCUGGUAGUAGCGCAUUUGCUUAUCGCGGAUCAACUUCGAAUCUCAGCCCGGUCCCCCACCGUCCGUUCGAUCGCCGAUUCCAAUCUCGUCUCUCGGUCUCGUCGAUUCCCCCUAGUGCUCGACCCGUCUCUCCGGCACUAAGUCUUGCGCAUUCUCGAAACUCGUCGCUGGCAAGUCACCUUCGGUUUGACGCCAGUACGCCGGACUUGCUUGAGGAGCCAGAGCCUGCGCCAUGGGAGGUAAUUCGCUGGACCAAGCUUAAGAAGAUAGCUGGCCAGGUGUUUUCGGAGGUUGGGAAGAGGAACUUUGGCAGACCGACGUGUAUGGCUGUGUCUACGUCGAUUGUGCUAGGAACGACCAAGGGAGUUAUUCUCGUCUUUGAUUAUCAGCAGAAUCUCAAAUCUAUUAUCGGGCCAGGAACAAAAGCCGUUUCGUCUGGUGCUGUUACUUCGCUGGCUAUAUCUGCAGACCACACCACGCUUGCUGGCGGUCAUGCAGAUGGAACGAUUUAUACCUGGGAGAUCGCGCGACCUGCGCGACCAUUCCUUCACAUUCUACCAUUUCCUAAAGAUCAACUUGACUCGCGCCGGGUUGAUGGCCAUGUCGCUGGUGUAUCAGUAAUCCACAUUGGCUUUUUAGGAACCAGGCACACUGCCCUUGUCUCGGCUGACGAUAGCGGGAUGGCAUUUUCGCACCUUGCAACUCGAGGGAUGGGGGCUGUCGGGCGAGUAGUGAGAACUACCCGUAUUCUAGGUCGCUAUCCUGACCUUUCCCCCACUGCUGUGACCCGGAAACCCAGCUCUGUCCUUGCUUUCUCCCCUCUUCCUCUAGGCAACGUCGAUCAGCAAACUGAUUCGCUGGGGUUGGUUGCAAUGCUCACACCAUACCUUUUAGUGAUUGUUUCCACUACCCCAGUUGCUAGAACCCAAUAUAAAUCUGGACGGCCUAAAGAACUUGCAGCGCAUAGUGCAUUGACUGCAACGCUCGCUUGGUUCCCAGCUAUAAAGCUGAAAGGGAAGAACUCGGAAGUAUCAAAGACGAAACUUGUGUACUGCUGGUCAAAUGUGCUUACGAUUCUGGAUGUUGAUGAGAAUGAUCGCGCAAAUGACGAUGAUAAGGAUAGGCCGGUUAGCCUCAGGUUCAAGCCGCGAUGUAGAUGGCGGGCUGACGAGGCUAUUGUUGCUGUGCAAUGGAUAAGCCGUUCAGUCCUGGCUGUGAUGACAAUUACUCAACAACUCCUUAUCCUAGAAGAUAACUCUCUGCGAGUCACUGAUUCGUCUGACCUGAUACAUAAACAUAUUUAUCACGUUGAUCUGUUUUCGAGGCAACUUCACACACUUGUUGAGCAGCUUAACGAUGAUGACGACAGCGAACCGGACCACUCAAUGCACGGUGUGAUCGCCGAUGCGUUCUACAUGAGCUUUCGAGCGUAUAAGGGUCGUCUGUUCCUUCUCGGGUUCAACGAUAUUUGCGUGGGCAGCUUGUCGAAUUGGGCUGAUCGACUUCUUGCCUUGGUCGAAAGCGGUGAUUUCAUCGGGGCCAUUCGUCUCGCUACAGCAUUUUAUAUUGGCCAUUCUGAGAAACUUACCGUUGGGCUUCCUGAGGAAGACAAAUUAAGACACGAGGUUGUACGGGAAAAAUUACUUGAAAUGAUGUCAGCUUCUCUCCGGUUCGCCUUUGGAAAAAAUGCUGAGUCUGAUAUCGAGCGGCUCCAAAAGUCGCAACUAAGCGAUCUGGCGGAUGCAUGCAUAUUUGCUUGCGAUGCCAUGGAUAACCAUGAUUUUCUGUUUGAAGACGUUUACUCCUGGUACGAGGAACAUGAAGCCUAUGGUGUUUUCAUGGACGCUCUUGAACCAUACAUUGUCAAGGGUAGCGUGCGUGCUCUCCCGCCGGCCGCUGUGAAGUCCUUGAUUACUCACUUCGUAACAACUCAUACUGCCAGCCGACUUGAAGAAAUCAUCUGUCUCCUUGAAACUGAUACAAUGGACAUAGACCAAGUGACAACUCUAUGCAAAAAGCAUAAUCUUUAUGAUGCCUUCAUAUACGUCUGGAAUCGUGCUCUACAUGACUAUGUCAGCCCUCUUCAGGAGUUACUCAACCUCAUCCAUAAAGCCAAGGGCGCUGAUAAAGAUCCGGAAGCCGUCGCGAAAGACCGUGCAAACGCGUUAAAGAUGUUUCCCUACCUUUCUUACAUUCUUACAUCUCGUGUUUACCCAACUGGAGAUGAACUAGAGGAACACGAAGCGUUGCCUGCGAAAAGCGAGCUUUACAAACUUUUGUUUUCCGGAAAGCCUGAUCGUGGUGGUAAACAGCAGACAAAUGGCCCAUCCCCAUUCCACAGUCUCCAAACGAUGUUAGAAUUCGAUACCCCCAGCUUUAUGAGCAUGCUCAACGAGGCCUUUGAGGAUAGCUUUCUGAACGACCCAAUUGAUCAGUGGAAUAACGGGGAACAAACUAGGCCCGUCGAUGGCUCAUCAAUGAACCGCCAGUAUCUAAUAAGGAUACUUCUUGGAAUUAUGGACUCGAAUUCAUCCAAUUUCGGUCCUGCUGACACGAUUUACCUUGAUAUGUUCAUCGCUCGGAAUCUCCCCAAAUACCCUCAAUAUAUACUUCUCUCUGGCUCAACUCUACAGGAGGUCCUGCAGCAUGUAUUUGUUUGCAUUCGUGACUAUCUGCGGCCGAGUUCUCCCCUUAGCAAAAAGCAGCGCCGAAGCCUUUUAACUACAAUGGAAGAGAUCGCAAGAGAACUAGCUUUAAUAGAUAUCUACGAGACGGCGCACACCGUGCAAUUGUUGGCCCCCGAACUUCACGAUAAAUUUCUUCAGGCGCUACAAAAUGACUCCGGAAGCCAAUAUGAAUACCUUCAUACCAUCCUUGAGGACGGGCAGAAACGGAGAACAGACACGGUAUCCGCGACUAACGUUAGCCAUGAGCUUAUUGAGCGAUACCUCCAAUUAAUGUGUCAAUACAACCCAUCCCACGUUGCUGAUUUCAUUAACUUGAUGAAGGUGGGAGACCUCCAGUUAGAAGCAGUGCUCCCUUAUAUAGAGAAUAGUGGCAUCGUGGAUGCUGCAGUAAUUCUCCUUGCGAAACAGGGAGAAGUCACCAACGCUAUGGAGAGGCUGACGAGGCACCUCUCGACUUUGGAAGCUGGGCUCUCUGGUCUUCUACAGAAUGCCGACGAGACUCCUGACUCAGCAAAUGCUGCGGAAGCUGUGACAGACUUGAUUCUCUCCGUUGAGAAGUACACGCGGGUUGGAACUUGGCUAUGCAAAGAACAGAGCAAGGUAGCAAGAAAAGUCCACCAGGGAGGCAAGUUUAAUAAGCGAGGAAGCUCUGUGUUUGAACAGCCUCUAACAUUCGAUGAGAACUUAUGGCUUGUCCUUAUUGAGGCCGUUGUGAAAAUAGCUCAACAAAUCUCGCCCUUGUUAAAACGCGGGCUCCUUGAAGAUAAUAACAAAAAACCUAGGGAGGCCUGGCAGGUGGAAGCCGACGAGGAUACUGAGGAUGCUAACCAGCCUGGUCAUUUAUCAUCCUCCUUCAAAUCUCUAGUGCAACAAGUUUUCACCUCGUUGCUGACUAGCACCACAAAGGCCAGGCAUGCACCACAUCAGAACACAGAUGUGUCAUUCCUUCGCAUUCUUCGCGCGUUCCUCACUCGGGCCGCAGCAGCAUCUCCAUCCUUAUCUGAGCUUCGGACCGUGAUUGGCUCCAUAUUUUCAGCAUACACCUACGAAGAGUCCCUGUUAUCACUUGCCAACACGAUGCUUGAGAAGGACUUGUUCGUGCAUGUGAAUGAAAUCACCAAGCUUCGGCAAAAGGGGUGGAGGCCACGCGGGCAAGUCUGUGAAGUAUGCAGACGGCGUGCCUGGGGCCCUGGUACAGGGGCACACAUAUGGGAUGCAUGGGAAAAGAAAUGGGACCAACAGCAAAGGCGGAGGCACCAGGAUAUAGACAAGGACGAGGGUAGAGACGAGGGUUCGUCUUCGAGGAACAAAGGCAAAGGCGUUGCUGUACCUUCGCUGCCUACCUUCAGCCUUUCACCAAACGCACCUUCUUCGCAAAGGGAGACAACAAAUACAGCAGCUCCAGGCAAUAUCCCUGGCGACAGUGGUACAAAUACUAACGGAGAAGGGUCAUCUCAAGCAGUUGGCGAAUCAUCGGCAAAUGACACCAGUGUUGCCACUGCUACAGCAUCCACAGACCUUGGGCCUAUUCUAGUAUUUGGGUGCAGACAUCUAUAUCACCAGUCCUGCCUUACCAAGACGGUGGCUCAGCAAGGCCUCGGCGAUAACGCUUCUUCCUCUGUAUCUCCUGAACCAACAUUCCGUCCCUCUCAAUAUGUUCAUGAUCGGGCUGGGCCUCGACAGUUUUCGUGUUUGUUGUGUAAAUAG
Molecule: messenger RNA, 4731 nt
Organism: Microsporum canis CBS 113480
Lineage: Eukaryota; Fungi; Ascomycota; Eurotiomycetes; Onygenales; Arthrodermataceae
Exons: 4
Coding region: 1-4731 (1576 amino acids)
Biological process (GO): endosomal vesicle fusion; protein targeting to vacuole
Cellular component (GO): late endosome; HOPS complex
Molecular function (GO): protein binding
Source: RefSeq, a predicted model, not a curated record